CGAGAGAGACAAGGAAGGACCGCACCAUACAGUCUCAGAGAUCGGUUUCUGUAAGAGUCCACUACGUGAGAUGAGAUCUGUACUCUCUCUCUCUCUACCAGUGUUUCUCUAUGGUCAUUCCACCGUGAAUGGUCACUAACAUACAGCUCAUUGAGAAUCUACUGUUGUAGGGAAGACUCGGAGAGUCCAGCCUCUUCAGACCAGACUUGAUGGGAACAUACUGUUUGGAAAGAGUGGAUGACAGAUUACGUGGACUGUUAGAACAAUUAAUCUCACAGGUGAGACAGGGAGAGACUCUGAGAAGAUGAUAGCAUACGUGGACUGUCUGUCCACCGAGCCGGUGGUAGGAGGAGGCGUGGGGGCUCAAUGCUGGAAGGGGGGCUUCAGCGAGGAUGAGGACGAGCUGCUUCCGGCCUGCUCGAAAGAUGUUCAAAAGAUGCUUUACCUGCAGCCCAAGAGCGAGGGCAGUCUGAGACGUCGGCUGCUCACCUCCAAGAUCCACCAGCAACGAGACGGACCGUGGGCGUCCAAGCCACUCGCCCGGGGACAACCGGACAACAAGGGCCUCCAGGGGCCACUACACAGACAGGACUUCCCCUACCCUGGCCCCAGCCCCCCCGGCCUGGUGCGCCACCAUCGAGCAGGCUACUCCUCCAGGGGCUCCCGGCAGCACACGCAUGGCCACUGCCUGACCCAGCUACGGAAGACCAGCUACUCUCCCCCCACACCCGACCAUCAUCCUGGGUACAGCUUCCCCCCACCACCUCUUUCUCCUCCAGGAGCAGCCAGCUACAGUCACACUGGACCUUCAGGAUACCCAAACUCUGGACUCCAAGGCUACCCUCAUCGUGGAUCUGCUGGGUACCCCAACUCUAACCCAAGACACUGUAAGCCAGCCUACAACACCACCCCCAUUAGCAGCCUUAACCCAGGACACUAUAACCCAGCCUACAACACCACCCCCAGCAGCAGCCCUAACCCAGGACACUGUAACCCAGCCUACAACACCAACCCCAGCAGCAACCCUAACCCAGGACACUAUAACCCAGCCUACAACACCAACCCCAGCAGCAACCCUAACCCAGGAUGCCAAAACACUGCCCAAGGACACAGCAACACUUACCUCAGCUCUGGGUUUGCUCCCCCAAGACUGGGAUACGGCCCUCCCUCCCUCCCAGGACCAGGCUUCAGCUCUGGGUUUGCUCCCCCAAGACUGGGAUACGGCCCUCCCUCCCUCCCAGGACCAGGCUUCAGCUCUGGGUUCGCUCCCCAGUCCCAGCCCAGCCUCCCCACUCCACCACCCAAGCAGAGAAAGAGGUUCUAUAACCUGCUCCGACGGCGCAGCUACAACACCAGCCAGAUCCCCUUCUCACACACCCCCCUCUUACACACACCCAAACGUCAAGACUGGAGAGCUGUCAGACUGGAUGAGGACAAAAAGUGGUCGGUACACUACACUUCCCAGAAGCCUCAGCAGGAAACACGGCCCUCUUGUGUGGAUGACCGCCGCACCGUACUCAGAGAGUGCAGCAAGAAGCUCAGGAGAGUUGGGUAUGGCAGUUCACAGUACUUCUCCCAAAACCCUGCAUACCUCAGCCCCAGCCUAUCAGAGAACAGGCUGCAUGAUGACAUGGGCAGGAACGACAGACACCGGAAAAAGCGGUCUAAGCUGCUGGACUGUCUGUCUCAGUCCUGCUUCUCUGUCUGCUGGAGGAGAAAGUCAACCGGGUCAUCGCCAGAUGAGGACCUGUCGGCAUAUUCAUUCAGGACACCACCGAGCCCCCCUCCAAACAGUUACGAAACCAUCGAUGACACAGUUAACGGGUGUGACAUCACGGCGAACAGCUGUGACCUCACAGUUGCCGAGGAGACGGACUGGACUAAGCCCCUCCCUCUGCCGACACCAGAGGAGAAGAUGAGGCAGCAGGCGCAGGCCAUCGCCGCUGAAAUAGUACCCAUCAACAUCACUGGUGAGGGUUUUGAGCGUCAGGCUAGUUUCCGGCGAGCGUUAGCCAACACAGACACUCUGAUCCGUCAACCCCGGAACAAACUCACACGCCGCAAGACCAUCGCCGGAAUACCUGAUGACAUCACCAGAGAUCUGGAACAUGAAGCUGAUGAAGAGGCAGGGUGUGGUGGAUCAGUGGUUUUGCCUGGUCAGUACUCUACUCUGGGCCGAACCGGCAGUGUCAACACAGCCCUGCUACAGCGUUCUCUCGCACAAGGCCCACACACCCAAUCACUCACGCCCUCACACACCCAGGAGGCCGACCUGUUGGAGGAAAGGAGAGAGGAGGAAAGGGAGGAGAGGAGAGUGGAGGAGAGGAGAAAAGAGGAAAGGGAGGAGGAGAGGAGAAUGGACGAGAGGAGAGAGGAGGAAAGGGAGGAGGAGAGGAGAAUGGACGAGAGGAGAGAGGAGGAAAGGGAGGAGGAGAGGAGAGUGAUGAAGCCGUCAGUGCGUCGGAUCCGAGCCCAGAGAGGACAGGGUAUCUCUUCUCUGAUGGCCUCUCUCACCCCGACCCUCACUCCUAACCCCUCCCUCACGCCUUACCUCAGCCUCACCUCGACCCUCACUCCUAACCCCUCCCUCACGCCUUACCUCAGCCUCACCCCCUCCUCAUCCAUGGGCAGUGUCUCGCUGGGGGGUGAAGAUGGAGGAGAGGGGUUCCACAGCCUCCCCUGUCAGGAUGUCCUGUCCUCCCUGAGCUCUGAGAGCAGCUGCCUCAGCACCCCCUACAGGACAUUCUGCAGCAUGGCAUCCUGCUCUAUGGAUCAUGAAUUCCUGAGCCAGUCAGGGGAGGGUCGGAGCAGAAGAUUCCCAAGUCAGAGCACCUUACUGGGGGAGGACUGGAGCUACGAGCCCCUCUUACCCUCCAGCCGCUCCUCCCCCCUUCAUCCUUUCACCUCCAUUUCCUCCUCUUGUCAGACCGACUACAGCUGCUCCGAGUCCCACGGCCAUGAUAACGCUACCGGCAGCAACCGCAGUCCCCACGGUAACCGGGACCACCGCGGUCUCCAUGGACACUGCCGUAACCUGUCAGGCAGUAUCUCUCUGAGGAAGUCAAAGAGGCCUCCCGCUCCCCCCACGCGCUCCACCUCACUACGGUUUAAACCUGGCCGGGGGAAAACGCUGCGCUACAACUACAACAACCACACUGCUGGACCUGGAGAAGAGGUGGUCACAAAGGGGAGUCUGACCUCCAGCCCUGCUCCCCUCUCCCCUCCACUCUCUCCAGGGGUGUUCGAGGACCCAUGGGUCCCCCGCUGUAGCAGUGUGGGCAGGGGGGGCAGGGCAGGUGCUGAAACAGACAGUCAGAUCAACCAUCCCUUCCACAGCUUCCACCAACAGCCUGGUCAGGAUCAAAACUACCCUUCUAGCCCGUCCCACCAGCAGCCAUCUGUCCCCCGCUCAGCCAGUGCUGGAGGGGGGAGCCUGCUGGUGGGACCUAAAAUGGCUGCCUCUUCUCCUAAAAUGUCCGCCACGGCAGGGAGUCUCCAGCGGCUGGCCUCUUCCACCUCGAGCGGAUACUCCAGCGAGUGCAACACCCCAACCCUCUCCUCACCCCUCACAUCCCCUUCACCCCUCACACCCUCCUCACCCCAAACACACUCCUCAUCCCUCAUCUCCUCCUCCUCCCUCCACCUCACCUCCUCUUCCUCCCUUCCCAGGACACGUUCUAGCCCAGGGGGAGGAGGGCCAAGACCCCCCAUCCCAGAGAGAAAGUCCUCUCUCCUCUCCUCCCCCUUCUCCUCCUUUUCCUCUACCUCUUCCCUCUCUUCCUACACCUCCUCCGACUCCAGAUAUCCCUCUCUCCCCCCUCCUCCUCCCCUGCCCGGCUCCAGCAUUCUUCCCUGUCUACCUCCACCCUACCCUACCCAAUCACUCCCCUCUCCUCUCCCUGAUCUGUGCAUCUCUCACCAUCUUCCCUCUCCACCUCCUCUACCUCAGCCAUUCCUCCCCUCUCCCCCUCCUCUACCCCAGCCAUCCCUCCCCUCUCCCUCUCCCCCUCCUCUACCUCAGCCAUCCCUCCCCUCUCCCCCUCCUCUCCUUCAACAAUCCCUCCCCUAUCCCACUCCUCUACCUCAGCCAUCCCUCCCCUCUCCCCCUCCUCUACCUCAACAAUUCCUCCCCUCUCCCCCUCCUCUACCUCAGCCAUCCCUCCCCUCUCCCCCUCCUCUACCUCAACAAUUCCUCCCCUCUCCCCGUCCUCUACCCCAGCCAUCCCUCCCCUCUCCCCGUCCUCUACCUCAACCAUCCCUCCCCUCUCCCCCUCCUCUACCUCAACAAUUCCUCCCCUCUCCCCCUCCUCUACCCCAGCCAUCCCUCCCCCCAUCCCUCCCCUCUCCCUCUCCCCGUCCUCUACCCCAGCCAUCCCUCCCCUCUCCCUCUCCCCGUCCUCUACCCCAGCCAUCCCUCCCCUCUCCCUCUCCCCGUCCUCUACCCCAGCCAUCCCUCCCCUCUCCCUCUCCCCCACCUUCUCCCCCUUCCCCCCCGCCUCCCCUGCAUGCUUGUGCAGUGCGACAGACUCAACCCCGCCCCUUCUUUUCACCUAUUACACCUGCCAGUCAGGUGACCUCAUUGCUAGGAUUCCCUCCUCAUCCUUCCCCUGAGCUCACAGAGGUUUCAGACCUGUCAAUCAACAGCCCUCCUCAUCUUCCUCCUCUUCCCGCUCAUCCACCACCUCCUCCCUCUUACACCCCCACUCCCCGGCCCCUGGUAACAACCCAAGCCCUUCAGAGAGUCACUCUGUGCUCUACCAAGAGGCUAAACAGCCCUCCAUCAUCUAAUAUUGAGCAAAGCCAAGAAAGCAAUAACGCUACCCCAACUAGCAUUAUGCUAACCAACCACACAUCAACUAAUAUUGAGCAGAGCCAAGACAUCAAUGAUGCUACUCUAACUAGCAUUAUGCUAACCAACCAUACAUCAGCUAAUGUUGAGUAUAGCCAAGACAUCAAUGAUGCUACUCUAACUAGCAUUAUGCUAACCCACCAUACAUCAGAUAAUGUUGAGCAUAGCCAAGACAGCAAUGGUGCUACUCUAACUAGCAGUAUGCUAACCAAUGCUAAGUCAACCAAUGAUGCCCAGCAUAUUGCAAAGAGCACAGAAGCCAAGCUAAAUGGCAUAACGCUAACCAGCGCCCAGGAGCGAGGGGCGGGCAUGGAUACCAAACUAACCAGCACUGUGUUAGAGAGUGUGGGAAGGAUUGAUGCCAUGCUUACUGAGGCUGAAGAGAGAACCCCAAAUAAGCCUGUUGUUCUCUCUAGGCCACUGAGAACAGUAUUUCAAAGUUCUAGCCCUGCUGCUGAAAACACACUACAGAACGGAGAACCUACGCCUCGGCAGGAGACCACACCCUGCCUCUCCAACGGCCAACCAGAGUACUCAGCGUGGGCAUACACACCCACACACUCCCCUGCUACCCCCUCCUCCUCCUCCCCCCACAGACAGAAGCUUCCCGUUGCCCUGAAGAAGCCCACGAUCAUGCCCCCGCCCUUGCUGAGGACACACCAGACAGACACACCACCACCACCCCCACACGUAUUGAUAGGUACAUCUCCAGAGCCCUUCGUCCCAGAGACACCACACUUACUGGGGAUAAACCUGUACAGGCCAGAGAUACAGACCCAGCCAGAGAUACAGACCCAGACAGAGUCUCAACCAGAGCCAGAGACAGCAUACCCCUUCCUGAAGUUCUACCAGUCACAGUACUGUGUACCAGAGUUACCACCAAGCCCCUAUCCUUCAGAACCCUGUGUAGCAGAGUUACCACCAAGCCCCUAUCCUUCAGAACCCUGUGUACCAGAGUUACCACCAAGCCCCUAUCCUCCAGAACCCUGUGUACCAGAGUUACCACCAAGCCCCUAUCCUUCAGAACCCUGUGUACCAGAGUUACCACCAAGCCCCUAUCCUUCAGAACCCUGUGUACCAGAGUUACCACCAAGCCCCUAUCCUUCAGAACCCUGUGUAGCAGAGUUACCACCAAGCCCCUAUCCUUCAGAACCCUGUGUACCAGAGUUACCAACAAGCCCCUAUCCUUCAGAACCCUGUGUAGCAGAGUUACCACCAAGCCCCUAUCCUUCAGAACCCUGUGUAGCAGAGUUACCACCAAGCCCCUAUCCUUCAGAACCCUGUGUACCAGAGUUACCACCAAGCCCCUAUCCUCCAGAACCCUGUGUACCAGAGUUACCACCAAGCCCCUAUCCUUCAGAACCCUGUGUAGCAGAGUUACCACCAAGCCCCUAUCCUUCAGAACCCUGUGUACCAGAGUUACCACCAAGCCCCUGUCCUCCAGCACCCUGUAUAGCAGAGCCAAAGCAGGAGUCCUGCCCACUGGAGAUGAUGACAGAGACAGAGAGAGAGGACGAGACUGCGAGUGAGACAGACACAGAGGCAGAGGCAGACACAGAGAUAGAGGCAGAGACAGAGAGAAAGGCAGACACUGAGACAGAGGCAGAGUUAGAGAGAGAGACAGACACAGAGAACGAGGCAGACACAGAGGCAGAGAGAGAGGCAGACACUGAGAGAGAAGCAGUUCCCAGACAGCCACAGAGUGUAUCGGUGCCAUACACAGAGCUGGGGAGAUCAGAACCAGAGGAAAUGUGGGUGCUGCAGGAGGAAGAAGAGAAGGAGGAGAGAAAAAAUUGGCAGAAGCUGGGGAGAAGAGAUGAGGAGGGUGAAGAGGAAGACAGACGGAGGGGAGCGAUGGAGGAGGACAGCAAUGAUUUUGAAAGCUUCUCUCUGGAAGAGAGGAGAGACUCUCUGAGCAGUCCUCUGUCUACGGACAGCCUGAAAGGGGCGCUACUCCUGCCAGAUCUGUUCAUCCAAGAGGACGAGGGGGAACUGGGGGGAGAGAGGGUGGAGUGGGAGGAGAGGAAGGAGUGGGAGAAGAGGGAGGAGAGGUGCAGCCUGGACACAGAUGGGGCCAGCAGCUCCACAGGGUCCCUGACCUCCAGAGAAGACAAUGGUGAGGUGUUUGAUAUUUCUUCAGCGGAGAAGAUGGUGACACCAGCACCACCACGGACGACUGAAGACCUGUUUGCUGCCAUACACAGGUCUAAGAGGAAAGUUCUUGGGCGCAGGAACUCUGAGGAAGACCGAUGCUGUGUCUUUCCCCUCUCCUCCUCCUCUUCUUUCUCCUCCACUCCUCCAGUGACCCCUCCAAGCCCUAGCCCCGCCCUUCUGCAACCUCUUGAGGUGUUUGGAUCCAGUAAGGUGAGAGGUCAUAGGUUAGGGGUCAGCAGCAGCAGUGACAGCUUUAAGGCUCUGCUCCUGAGGAAGGGAAGUCGCUGCGACCCUGUAGCUCGCAUGUCUGCAGCCGAGAGACUCCGCAGUACUGCCCCCAAACACAUGAUGGCGACACCACAUAGCCAGUGCUCACAGAGUCAGAGCUCAUGGAGCCAGAGCUCACAGAGUCAAAGCUCACAGAGCUCACAGAGUCAGAGCUCAUGGAGCUCACCAAGCCAGAGCUCACAGAGCCAGAGCUCACAGAGCCUGUGCUCACAGAACCAGCAUUCACAGAGCUCACAGAGUCAGAGCUCACGGAGCUCACCAAGCCAGAGCUCACAGAGCCAGAGCUCACAGAGCCAGAGCUCACAGAGCCAGAGCUCACAGAGCCAGCACUCACAGAGCUCACAGAGUCAGAGCUCACGGAGCUCACCAAGCCAGAGCUCACAGAGCCAGAGCUCACAGAGCCAGAGCUCACAGAGCCAGCACUCACAGAGCUCACAGAGUCAGAGCUCACGGAGCUCACCAAGACAGAGCUCACAGAGCCAUCCCCUGUCAGACAUACACCUGCAGCUUGGAGUGGAGUCACAUACUCACACCCCUCAGUCCUUUGCACCAACACACACAGUCCAGCUAAUGACGCUACACCUACCCCAGUCCCAGUCCACACACAGACACAGGAGGAGGGCAGAGUGGGCACUCACUGAGGGCACGCUCCCUCUCUCCUCCCUGUCCUCCCCCACAUACCCCUCCCCCUCUCUUUGGGGGUGGCGACCCCCCCGCUCCCGCACUCCCCCUUGCUCAGCCAGCCGGCGUUUCGCUGCCCGCAGCCGACUACCCAGCAGCCCCAUGACUGCCAUCUCGGAGCGGGAAGGGGAGGGCGAAUCAAUGGAGGGCGAUGGGUUGGCCGUGACCAUCGGACUGGGCUGCGAUUCCUGCAAGACUUUUGGAUUGGUCAAGCUCACUGACGGACGUGCCGAGGCCACCAAUGGCAGCCUUGAUUGGCAGCAGAGCAGGUCUAUGGAGACACACACCGUCUUGUGGGUCGGCUAGAGCACCAGACUGGUGAAUCGCUGUCCUACUCAUAUACCCAGGACAGAGGCUUCAGUCCAGGAUCUAGGAGACUUUAUGUAUCCUCUACCCAGGGGGAAAUUGUUGGAAGUCAAACACUGUUGAAAAGAAAACCUACCAGCCACCAGACUGGCUAUUGUACAGGACAGUGGAGGCUGGUGAGCACAGCAAUAGGAGGAUGGGCUCGUUGUAACGGCUGGAAUGGAAUUAGUGGAGCGGAGUCAAACGUGUUUUUCCAUAUGGUUCAUGUGUUUGAUACCAUUCGAUUUAUUUCAUUCCCGGUAUUACAAUGAGUCCGUCCUCCUCUCGCUCCUUCCACCAGCCUCCACUGGUACAAGAUGAUUGUCUCUGUUAAUAGAUUAUUGGGUAACAUGAAUGUUGUUGUUUUCCUCUGACCUGUUGUUUCAGUCUCGUAUCUAGUUUUAGUAUGCAGCAGUAGCCAUUUUGAGAUUAAGAAAAGCAACAUUACAGUAUUAUAUUAUUAAAAUAUAUAUAUAUUAAAAAAAAAAUAUUUUGAGGUUUCAGUUACCAAAGACAAACUGUCCCUCCCAGUGAAGCAAACUGCUGCAGUGGGCAUGUCUGAGAAUGUCUCUUUUGAUUGUGAUUGGCUUGUUGUUUGGAAUCAUGAUUGUGAUUGGAGGAAUGCAUUCUGCUAAAGUUACCCUAUAUUUAUAUUAUUUGAUACUUAAAUCCUCUUUGAAACAAAUCAACAUAUUUAGCAGAUGUUAUUGCGGGUGUAGUGAAAUGCUUGUUUUUCCUACUGUAGCUCCGACAGUGCAGUAAUAUCUAACAAUUUACAACAAAACACACAAAUCUAAAAGUAAAAUAAUAAAAUAUAGAAAUAUUUCAUUUAUUAAAUCAUCUUAUUUAGUUUUUUGACAUAAUUUGAUUUGAGUCUUUUUUGUAAAUGUAGUACUUCACUUCCCUCAUCUCAUUAUAAAGUAUCUUCUGUCUCAUUUAUUUUUUCUUUACCUUUUAUACAUUUUUAUAACAGUUGGUUUUGUGUUCUGUGAGUUUUCAAGUGUAUUUUAUUUGAGAACUGUGAAGACAAUGGAGUCCCAUUUUAUAUAGGUUUUCUGGAUUAUUCCUGGUGCUAGAUAUGGGUUUAGGGCUUAGAGGUUAGAGGUUAAAGUGUGUACAGACUGUGUUUAGAUGACAGAUGUGACAUAUCUAUAAGGAUGAAAUCAGAUGAACGAUAGACAGAGAUUAGAGGUUGAGUGGUUAUGGGGGAAGGAUAGAUAGAAGGACAGGGUCAUGUAAAAGAUGGAGAGAGAGAGAGAGAGAGAGAGAGAGAGAGAGAGAGAGAGAGAGAGAGAGAGAGAGAGAGAGAGAGAGAGAGAGAGAGAGAGAGAGAGAGAGAGAGAGAGAGAGAGAGAGAGAGAGAGAGAGAGAGAGAGAGAGAGAAGGGGCAGAGUGUGAGGUGAAAAAGAGUAAGAGAGAGAGAGACUGAUGUACAGACUGAUGUACAGACUGAGGAGAAGGCGUAAUGAGUUGAAUAAAGUAUAU
Messenger RNA from Oncorhynchus keta (chum salmon), 9802 nucleotides. RefSeq lists its product as uncharacterized. Bases 305 to 8278 code for a protein of 2657 amino acids. Gene Ontology annotation, biological process: cell differentiation. The transcript is spliced from 11 exons. NCBI's taxonomy places the organism in Eukaryota, Metazoa, Chordata, Actinopteri, Salmoniformes, Salmonidae. The record is from RefSeq and is a predicted model, not a curated record.